AUGGCUCAAAAUAUGCAAGAAUACACCUCGCUCUGGUGGACCGAGGAACGAAUCAAGUCGACGUUAAAUACCAAAUAUAUCGUCAAUCAGCUACAGCCCCCAAAUGUGCCGAGGCUCUUUGAUCUUCCCAAAUGGGGAGAGGGUCUGACCAGUGAGACAUACAUGGAAUACAUCCUUCUCAAGGCUGGGCGUCUUUUCUUAAUCCUGAAUGAGAUCGGAAUUCCCGAUCGCAUUUUCGCUUUGGUGGACGAAUCAUGCGACGAUGACGACCUUCCUAUCGCCGAGCAGAAUGUCGACCGCUUGUCCUUAUCGCCCGACGGCAACGAUCCCUCCCUCGAUACGAAGUUCUUCCACGCGCAAUGGCGGUUUUCGGUACGCGGCAUUGGGGAAGGCGAGCAUGUCUCUUAUACUGGCAAUGAAGGUGUUCCCGUUGAGGUGCUGAAAACCAAUGGCAUCCACAACGAGCUUCAGGGUCGCGAUGAUUCGGUCGAUAAGGUCGUUCUUGCCGGAACUGUAUGCCGGGUGUUCAUGCGAACACAAGUGCAAGUAGGUGGUGCACCACAUUUCUUCUCUGCCGAUGAAGUCCUAGCGGAGAUCCGGGCCCUCCGCAAGCUCGCCCAUGAACAUGUUAUAUCCAUCUACGCGUCCUACUUUGUCGAUGAGAGUGUCAGCGUGCUUUUCACGGGUGCCGAGACGGAACGCACGCUACAUAGCUUCCUUACCGACGAGCCGCCGGCUUUCAAGAAGCUGCCCAAGGAGCAGCGUCGCCAGACCCUUAUUACCUGGCCACACUGUCUGAUGUCCGGACUAUCCUGGUUGCAUGCCCACGGCCACUUCCACGGCGCGAUUAGACCUUCCAAUGUCCUCGUGGACACUAAUUUCCAAAUAUGUCUGGGCCAAUUCCAUGUCCUCGACUCGUUGCUCGCACCACCCCGAGUCAAUGACCUCGAGAGCUACCACUACGCUGCCCCAGAGCGCUGGGUCCGCACCGCAGCACCAGUCCAACCAGUACAAGCACCAAGCCGGACACUCCUCCCAUCAGGAGGCCGAACAGGCCGAAGAAGGAAACCAGAAAAAACACCCCUAUCAACCUUGGACGAAAGCUCAGUCUCCUCACAAGACCUCCAACGCCCCGACUCCGCCGCCUCAAAAGGCACAGUAAUACGAAUUGGGCUCCCAAAUUCACCAUCCCGCUUCUCCUUCGCUUUCUCAUCCUCCUCAUCCUCGUCCUCGUCUUCAGCAGCUUCAUCGGGACACAGCGAGGCAACCCAAAGUCCCAAGCCGCCCGCCCUCAGCCGCAUCUGGAACAAAAGGCCCAAAGGCCUAGUCCCAACACCAUCAGUCACAUCCUCAACAUCAAGCUCCUCCUACUCAUCUGGCGCGGCGUCCAUCAUGUCCUCAAAUCCUCCACCCUCGCUGGCUCCCUCAGUGGCACCUUCAGUGGCUCCCUCAAUGGUACCCUCAAUAACACCCUCUCUUACAAACUGGCAAUCAGUCCAAACAAACCCCGCAGCCUCAGACCUCUUCUCCCUCGCAGCAAUAAUUCUCGAUAUCCUGACGCACCUCUGCAAACGCUCUCUAUCCUCCUUCGCCUCGCACCGCAGCGCCCGAAACCGCUCUGCAGGCCGCGGCGGCGGAAUGGCAGAUGCAUCUUUCCAUCUAGCCCGGAACGCAGUGCAAGUGCAAUCCUGGAUCGCGUUAAUCGAAGGCGAUGCCCUAAAACGCUGCAGAAGAGAUAGAGGCAGCGACCGUGUCUUCUGGGCCGUACCACGAAUGCUAAUCGUGUUACGGGCCAUGCUCUCACCAGAGCCGGAUAAAAGACCUAGCGCCAGGCGCGUACAGAAAUGUUUUGCGGCUGCUAUACGGGAAAUCCCGAUUAACAAGGGGAUCGGUGGUGGGGGUGGUGUUCCGUUGCAUUGCAUUAGUCCUGAGAAGACAGAAAAGAAGCAGCGAAAGGAGGAGGAGGAGAAUAGGGUUAAAGAGGCUGCCAGGGUUGAGGAGAUUGCUAAAGCUGAAGAGAAGAGGCUUCAGGUGAAGAAGUCGAAGAUGUCUCUGUUGACAACUUCGUCUACCUCCGAUUUCGAUUUUGGGUUCGAUGGGGGAAGUGAUAGUGAGGCGCUCGGGGAGAUGCAUGAUUAUGACAGUGAGCCUUCGUUGCUUGAGGUUGAUGAGGAUGAGCUUGCGGAGAUGGUGGAGGAUAAUCGGAUUUCUCCGCAGUUGUCUUUGCCUUCGCUGGAUGUUCAUUUAACGGGAAUCGAAGGAUUGACUAUUCAUGAAUAG
Molecule: messenger RNA, 2280 nt
Organism: Penicillium pulvis
Lineage: Eukaryota; Fungi; Ascomycota; Eurotiomycetes; Eurotiales; Aspergillaceae
Product: protein kinase domain-containing protein
Exons: 1
Coding region: 1-2280 (759 amino acids)
Biological process (GO): mitotic DNA damage checkpoint signaling; protein phosphorylation
Cellular component (GO): nucleus
Molecular function (GO): protein serine/threonine kinase activity; ATP binding
Source: RefSeq, a predicted model, not a curated record